This is a messenger RNA of Sitophilus oryzae (rice weevil), 806 nucleotides long. RefSeq lists its product as uncharacterized. The record is from RefSeq and is a predicted model, not a curated record. NCBI's taxonomy places the organism in Eukaryota, Metazoa, Arthropoda, Insecta, Coleoptera, Curculionidae. Bases 258 to 806 code for a protein of 182 amino acids. The transcript has 4 exons.
UCCGCAGCUUUUUGAGCGCGCUUUCAGUUCGUUUCCGGCGUUUGCAGUGUCCGGUUGCGGUGUUGCGUCAGCUCUAUAUCUUUUCGCAUAAAUUUGGCGCGCUCGCGAUGUAGUGCGUCGAAAAGUUGUUUUAUUUGUCAAAUUGAAUUCUUGUUUAAUUUUGGUCUGACAUUUUACAAAGACCAUCUCAGGUUUUUAUUCUAAUUUUUAGAAAUUUAUUUCCUCACACUUUAGUUCGUUAAAAGGCGAUUUUUAAAAUGUCGGCCACCGAACGCAAAGACAAUAAAAUAGUGCCAAAAGGGGAAAAACUACCUGUACCGCAGUUAAACCCCAGUUAUACUGUCCGAGUGAUUUGUUGCGUGCUUUUCAUAUUCCUGGCUGAAAUAUUCCUGGCCCAUUACAUUUACAGACUCAUAAACUCUGAAAUAAAAGAAAAUUACCUCAGCAAGCACGACUUUCGUUACAACUUCCAAAACGAAAUUCGCACGGAAUUCUUCAGAGAAGAAAUUGUCCGAAUAGUGACAUAUAUCAACGCCAAAAACGAAGCAAAACUAAACAAGAACGAAGAUCAGAAACCGACAACAAGCGCGAGAAAAAAACGAAGUGUGGGUAGGAUUAGCGAAUACAAUUAUUUGGCAGAUGCAAACACUGAGGAACCUUAUAGACGUUUUCGAAGUCCUAAAGUAAGAGCUGUAGCUGAGGACUCUGGUGGUGAUGGAAAGAAAAAGCCUGAACAUCCUGGACAAGGUCCUGGAGAUGACUGGAUUUGGGUUUCGAGUACCAGUCGAAUACCGAAAACUCCGUAA